Molecule: messenger RNA, 1403 nt
Organism: Phialemonium atrogriseum
Lineage: Eukaryota; Fungi; Ascomycota; Sordariomycetes; Cephalothecales; Cephalothecaceae
Exons: 4
Coding region: 69-1403 (444 amino acids)
Source: RefSeq, a predicted model, not a curated record
AUGUAAUAAUUAGCUUCCUCCUUAAUUCGACCAUUCGCACCAUAAUUGCUUACGUAUCACCUCACAUUAUGGCGCACACAGCACACAUCAUUCCAUGGAAAGCCUUGGCCUCAAACCUGCAAUGGGCCGGCUCAAGCUCUUGCUACAACGGCGCGACUAAUCUUCACCCCCGCUUCAGCCGCGAUCUGGGCAAGGAGUUGACGCACUUCGUGGAAGGGCUCGUUCGAGCGAUUGACGAGGAUUCAAAACUGGAGCGCAGCAAGUAUCCCGAAAGAUACGACCCGCCAGAGCGCGAUGACCUGAUCCUAGACGACAGGAUUGUUAGGAAGAUCAGCCCCACCAUUCUCCAACUGGACAUUUAUACCCAGAUCGAGGCAAAACUGGCCAGGCCACAACGCUGUCAACAUAGGGGGCACGCAGCAUGCAAAUGUACCAUCCCUUGCGAGGAGAGACUAGCGUCCUCAUUCCUUCGAAAAUGGGAAUACAACGACUGCUACCAGUUUUUCGAGGUCAACGGCGACGCCUUCUUCAACCUUGAGGUGGUCAAGACUCUCCUUUUGCACGGCGAGAUGGACCCGAUUCUCCGCGUGUGCGCCCAUCCUGACGUGGACCUGGCGAGCUGUUGGUCAAGGAGCCAGUGCUAUGAUAUGAUUUUUGAUCUUGGAUGGGAGCACAUCUGCAGGGAUGCACUAUACGCGCUCAUCUGCUUGAAUGUGUUGCGCAGCCUCCCAGAGACAUGGGACCAAGCCUCGGGCGAAAACAAGAAGGACUACCGCCAAACCAGGGUUUACCAAUACGCGCUCAGAAACUGCACACUAUCCGGUCUGACCUCAGAGGUGGCCACACAUCCGCAUCGGCAGUUCUUUGGCGUCGAGGAAGAUCAGUUCGAUGCGGAUGGCCGGCUCAGGGAGAAGGACUGGCGGUCAGGCUCUGGCUGUUUCCCCUACGGCCUGAUGCCAAUCGACGAGUUUCUCGUCUGCCAGAAGCUUGUCGGGUACCAGCCGCACAUCCGCGACAUCCCCUACGUCCGGCGGCUGCUCUGCACGAGAGGGCUGCCGGUCGAGGUGGCCAUGAGUGUAAUGGAAUUCGCCGACUACACGCCAAAGCGAAAAUUCAAGGUGCCGCACGACCCACUGCACAGGGACAAUAGAGAGGAGCUGGCCAAGUAUCUCGAGUACUGCUGGCAACUCGUGAUCCGCUGCGACAUGAUGGGCAAGGCACUCGGCAUGGAUAUCCCCUGGCAGGAGAUGGUGUCGCAGUGUAUCUCGUCUUUCUGGGGUUGCAAAGACUGUUACCUGGGGAAUUGGUACAAAUGGGAGAUUGACUACGAAACGAGGAAUCAUCGUUGCUCAGUCGCCGGAGGAGUAAUUAGAGGGCGGAAAACUCAGUCGCCGGAGGAGUAA